AUGACACACGAGGAAGAGGUUUCGUCUGAACCCAGUGUGGAUGAGCUUCGUGACCAACUAGAUACGUUGUGGGAGAAACACCUUACCCUCUUGGACUCAUACCUCCAAGCCCAACAACAAAUAGCCCGUCACUUCUCCUCGGGCUUCUUCAAUCUCGCUCAGGCCACUUUCAAGUCGACGACUCGUGUUCGCUAUGGCCAGGAGUGCUACGACGACCGCAUGCAGGCAAACACUCGCUUUCAUGCUUCCGUCGAUGCCAAAGACAAACCAUGUCUCGCUCUGAAAAUCAGAAAGACGACAUCAACGANNCCAAGGAUUCGCACAAAGACUCGACUGACAAGUCGGAUGAAAAGUCCGGAGAAAAGCAAGAAGAUAUACCCAGUCAACAGCCUACACCACCGCCAACACCACUGCGGGAGUCUGAAGAGAAAGAGGCCGAAAAACACAACGACGAAGAAAAGUCUGAGACAGCAGACGACAAAGAAGCAACACCAAAGAAACCUCNGCGACCCACUUCACUGGUACGGCAUCUUGGUUCCUCCUUCUUUGCGCUCGUCUCAAAAGUCCUUUCUGUCUGCCAUCAACGACCCUGUCAUAGAUGCUGUCAAUUCGGCACAAGCUCUUCGUCGCAUUGACAUGGAAAUCCGCAAGCUGCGCAAGGACAUCAAGAAGGCUGAGAAACGUGCUGUUUGA
Molecule: messenger RNA, 693 nt
Organism: Aureobasidium uvarum
Lineage: Eukaryota; Fungi; Ascomycota; Dothideomycetes; Dothideales; Saccotheciaceae
Source: the annotation of a GenBank genome assembly